Molecule: messenger RNA, 2101 nt
Organism: Electrophorus electricus (electric eel)
Lineage: Eukaryota; Metazoa; Chordata; Actinopteri; Gymnotiformes; Gymnotidae
Gene: ndfip2
Product: Nedd4 family interacting protein 2
Biological process (GO): ubiquitin-dependent protein catabolic process; metal ion transport; positive regulation of protein ubiquitination
Cellular component (GO): Golgi apparatus; perinuclear region of cytoplasm; endoplasmic reticulum
Molecular function (GO): WW domain binding
Source: RefSeq, a predicted model, not a curated record
UGCGUCAGAGAGAUUACACCCCACUCGUUUUCUGUCCACCCGACCGCGUCUGUUCCGUGUAGCUAGGGGGAAAUAACAUUAAUGCUGGGUUUUUGUGUAGAUGGAGAAAAUAUAUACAUCUUCUUUGUUUACAGCAAGCAUAUGCUUUUAGCUCUCUGAAUAUCCACUGCCAAAGGGACACAGCAGUUAUUAAAAGGUUUGGAGCGGCUCGGCCAGCUGCGAAGACGGAGAUGGACCCGGCGGGGAGUCGCUACCAAGUGUUGCACAACGAGGACGACCCAUGUGAAACAGCCUCUGAUGGAGAGCCGUCCACCUCUACCCGGGCUACCGCCUCUGUGGUUGCCUCUGGUAACCCUGUUGCUGUGUCAACAAAUGCUGAGGCUCCACCCCCUCCCUAUACCAGCGUUCCAUUAGGAGCUACAGCUGCCCAAGAGCACCUCUUCCCAGAGGACUUCCCUGUGCCUCCUCCCUACAGUGUGGCUACAUCACUCCCCACCUAUGAUGAAGUGGAAAAGGCCAAAGCUGCAGAGAUGGCAGCUUCUGCCGUGGACACUAUGCCACGUGAAGAUGACUUUCCACUGCGGAAUGAUUUCAGUGACGGUGAUCAGAUGAGGGUUGGAAAUGAUGGCAUCUUCUUGCUGGCCUUCUUCAUGGCCUUCUUGUUCAACUGGAUUGGCUUCUGUCUGUCCUUCUGUCUGACUAACACCAUUGCGGGACGAUAUGGAGCCAUUUGUGGCUUUGGCUUGUCCCUAAUCAAGUGGAUCCUCAUUGUGAGGUUUUCAGAGUAUUUUACUGGAUACUUCAAUGGGCAGUACUGGCUCUGGUGGAUAUUCCUGGUUCUUGGUCUGCUGCUGUUCUUCAGAGGGUUUGUGAACUACCUGAAGGUGCGGAACAUGUCUGAGAGCAUGGCAGCUACACACAGAACACGCUUUUUCUUCCUCUAUUAGAGGAUUUGCUUGGACAGACAUUCCUCUCAUGUGAAAUUUCCUAACGAUCAGCAGGCUGUCAGAUGAGCUGCAUCUCGGCGUUGGGGGAGGUGGAGGAGGGCGGGCGUGUCCGCUUUGCCAAACGGCCCAUACGUGUGGCUCUUCACCAAGUUAACAUUUCACCUUCACAAAUGUACUCCCCCUUUUUAAUUUACACACAGCCAUUUUAUUUAUAAUUUGAUUAUCUGGUGGGGGGGGGGGGGGGGGGGGGGAUAAUUGAGUCAGGGCAGAGGACUUAUUUUGAAGAAUGUUCUAUUAACUGCAUGUGCAUAAGAAAAAUAAUUUAUUAUAUGGAUCUUUAAAAAGGAUAGGCGUAAAAAAAAAACAAAUGAACAGAAGUAUAUAGCCAAGACUGUCCUAUGCAAUUCAGUUUUUAAAUAAGACAGUGGUGGCUCAUCCUAAACUGAGCAAUCACUGGACAUGCUCGACAGAUCCAGGACCUUGGCAAGUUGCAUUGCGUUGCAGUAUUAAGACUUUGACUCAUGAUUUGAUUAUUUAAGAUGAAUGGUCAAACUUAUGCCAAUGUAAGAUAAAUGUUUUGCACAUUUGCUAAGAAUUUUCUCGUGUUUUCUCCAUAGGUUUGCUAGUCGCUAGUUUAAUCUUACUGGUUAAAAGUUAGGUAGCUUUAACAUGUCAGACUGGAAGUGAAAUUCUGAAUCACUUUUGUUUCUGUUUUGCUGAUUUGUUUAUUUUUUAUUUUAGUUUUUUUAUCUAUGAUGAUCUGGUGGUCGGUCGUGAUGAACUUGUGCGAGUUUGGUCAUACUGUGAACCGUCUGACUGCUUAUCUAAUCGAUAACAUAGCAGCCUGUUCAGCAAUAUCACAUGUUCCAUAAUGGAAGUGCAUGGUUCAUUUGGCUGCUGUGAUUAAAAUAGUCAUAAUGAUGAUGAUGAUGAUAAUAAUAAUAAUAAUAAUAAUAAUAACAAUAAUAAUGACACCAAUAAAGCCUGAGAGGCUAAAAAGCAAUUAUUAUUAAAUGUUCGUAAAACGAAAAGCCUAUUUUUUCUUUGCAAUUUGGGGUAAUGUGUGGUUUCCCCAAAGAGAGUUGUGUGCUGUGUGUUUAAUCCUCUUGUCUUGCAAAUGCCAAUAAAGUUCCAAUUGAGCACAGGGAAGGUUU